Prunus mume (Japanese apricot) is the source of this 2072-nucleotide messenger RNA. The record is from RefSeq and is a predicted model, not a curated record. NCBI's taxonomy places the organism in Eukaryota, Viridiplantae, Streptophyta, Magnoliopsida, Rosales, Rosaceae.
AGAGAGAGAGGGAGAGAGAGAGUAGAUAAUAGAAGAAACAGCUGAACCAGUUGCCGUGUUGGUGAAUCCCAGAAGGGACCCAACAAUAGGAUACGCCUGAGUCCAGGUAAACAUUCCAUUAAAAAACAAUCUGAUAGUUGAAACAACAUAGCCCACUUCUCUCUCUCACACACGUCCUCUCUUUCUCUCUCUCUCUCUCUCUUUUGUCAAAGUUCAGUUUUUUCGUUUUUAUAUAUAACCCCUGUAUGAUUCUGUCAUCUGUGUCUCUCUCCAAAUCUUCUUUUUAUUUUGUAUUCUUUUAUCCCUCAACGUGCACAGACGCUCUUGCUCUUCUUCUUCACACAAAGAAAAAAAACAAGAAUCAAAUUUAGCUGUUUCAAAGGUCUGAAUUCCGGAAUAUUUUUGAGAAAGGGGUCUCAAUCCUCCUCUGAGUGCGGUAUUUAAGUUCCACAACGUGUUUGGACAAUUGAGGAAAAUGAGUAUGUGACAACAGUUGUUUGGAACAACCCAUCAUUAGGUUUGGUAAUGGGUUCUGCAAACAUGGAGAAGAAAUGGCUAUUCCCUCUUGUCAUAAGCUCUGUCAUAUGCAUAUUCCUUCUAGCCACUUCCUUGAACUUGGGUCUUGUCUCUUCACGACAUGCAAUCAAUUCAAUCUUCUCAUUUUUCCCAUAUCGGGUAGUAGCAAACCAAAGUAGUCUAGCUUUUGCUGAGAAUAUAGUUUCACAAGGUCCGCCCCCUCCUUCAGUACCAGCAAUUCCUCGUUUUGCCUAUCUAAUUUCCGGGUCGAAAGGGGAUUUGGAAAAGCUUUGGAGAACUCUUCAAGCACUGUACCAUCCGCUGAAUCAGUAUGUUCUUCAUUUAGACCUUGAGUCACCAGUAGCAGAAAGAUUGGAGCUUGCUUCACGAGUAGACAAUGAGACGAUGUUUAAUACAGUUGGGAAUGUAUUUGUGAUUAAGAAAGCUAAUAUGGUAACUUACAGAGGACCGACCAUGGUUGCUAAUACUCUUCAUGCCUGCGCAAUUCUUCUCAGGAGGAGUAAGGAUUGGGAUUGGUUUAUCAACCUUAGCGCCUCAGAUUAUCCUCUUGUUACUCAAGAUGAUCUUUUUCACACCUUUUCACCUUUAAAUCGAAAUCUCAAUUUCAUUGAGCAUACAAGCCAACUUGGUUGGAAGGAGGAAAAACGAGCAAUGCCUUUAAUUCUAGAUCCUGGUCUCUACUCAUCAAAAAAACAAGAUGUAUUUUGGGUUACGCCCCGCCGAACAUUACCUACUUCAUUUAAAUUGUUUACUGGUUCAGCAUGGAUGGUCUUGUCACGGUGGUUUGUAGAGUACUGCGUUUGGGGUUGGGACAAUCUACCGAGGACCCUUCUCAUGUACUACGCAAACUUUGUUUCUUCGCCUGAAGGCUACUUUCAUACUGUCAUAUGCAAUGAGCCAGAGUUUGCUAAAACUGCAGUCAACCAUGAUUUGCACUAUAUUUCUUGGGAUAUUCCUCCAAAACAGCAUCCUCAUACCCUCAACAUUAAUGACACAAACAAGAUGAUUGCAAGUGCUGCUGCCUUUGCUCGGAAAUUCAAACGCGAUGACCCUGCCCUAGACAAGAUCGAUAAGGAUUUACUUCAUCGAAGAAAAGGGAGCUUCACUCCUGGUGGUUGGUGUGCUGGCAAACCCAAAUGCUCCAGGGUUGGGAACCCAAACAAGAUCAAACCAGGUCCAGGGGCCGAAAGGCUUCGCCGCCUUGUGGGUAGGCUUACUUUGACAGCUAAGUUUGGUCAAAACCAAUGUAAAUAGAUUCUGUGGACAUUCUUGCAAAUCGAAUUAGUAAAAGGAAAAGAAAAAAGUAAAAUGAAGAGAAAACCAUACUUCUAGUCUAUCAACAAGCAAGACAACAGUUUGUUGGAGUUUAAGGGAUCAAAUUUUGAUGCUAAGCUUGAUAGAAUGGAGACAAGUCAGUGUCCAUUGAGCAUUACCCAAAGUUGUCACAUUCUUGAACCCAAAAAGGAGUUUGAUCAUAAUUGUUUCGAUAGGUUCUACAUUUAGAACUUUUACAAUCAUACAUUAUAUAUUUAGUA